AUAACCUUUAAAAAAAGUUGUGCGCGAUUGAUGAAAACAGUGAUUUUCUUAUAAAAUAUGCAUGUUAUUCAAGACUUACUAAAUCUUAUAAAUAAAGGUGAAGAUUUACUAGUGCCAUUUGCAAAGAUCCAUCCACAUAUUAAAGAAUUAAUGAUAGAAUGUGAAUCAAUUACAAGCGGUAAAAAAGAUGUAACAAAUUGCAAUUUGAGGCAAAUUGAGUACAUUUUGUGCUAUUUACACGAUCAUUUGAAUAUUGGCAAAUGGGAUGAAGUAGCAGAAUACUACAGACAAGCAUAUACAUCCGCUAGUUAUAUGAAAACAUUAAUUGUUUUACAAUUAAACUCUUCCUUCAAUAUUGAUAAAAAUAUUGAAGUCGUUAAAACAGCUCUUCAAGUAAUUGAUAAAGGUUUCUUAUUGGGAUUGCCCCUUGUGAGUAAUUUAACAUUACUUACUGAUUGUGCUAGAAUACUUACAAAAUAUGUGAGUGAAAAUUCGGUUUCAAGUAGUAAAUUUAACCAAACUGAAGAACUAUCAAGUUUCCCGCAUAAAAAACAGAAAGUUGAGCACAAAGUUCCUGUUUCUGGUCGCCCUAUAGAUGGCGUUGUGUGUCCUUCAAUCGAAAUGUUUCGGAAAGAAUAUUUUACACCAGAAAAACCGUUGGUAAUUCGUGAGGGUAUGACAACAUGGCCGGCAAUGACCAAGUGGCUAGAUAUAAAUUAUUUGUUGAAUAUUGGUGGUGACCGCACAGUGCCUAUAGAAAUUGGUAGUUCGUAUUCGUCAGAUGAUUUCUCACAAAGAUUGAUGACUUUUCGUGAUUUCAUCAAGAACUAUUACAACGCAGAGGACGGAAAAGAAAUUGGAUAUUUAGCUCAACAUGAUCUACUAACGCAGAUUCCAACGUUGAUUGAAGAUAUAAAAGUACCAGACUACUGCUGUUUGAAACGAAUACAAGAGUCCGAUGAUUACAAUGAUAUCGACGAUGUUGAACCUGAAAUAAACGCAUGGAUAGGUCCAAAAGGCACCGUUUCUAGUUUGCAUUUCGAUCCAAAAGAUAAUCUGCUUUGCCAAGUGUACGGCGCGAAACAGAUAAUCAUGUUUGCACCUAGCGAUACGAAAUAUUUGUACGUGUAUGAUGAUAUGCCAAUGUUGAGCAACACAUCGCAAGUUGACCCAACGAAUCCAGAUCUGUCGUCAUUCGCAGAGUUCAAAAAUGCCACGUUGUACACGUGUAUUCUGCAAGCUGGCGAAAUGGUUUACAUCCCACCAAAAUGGUGGCAUCAUAUCAUCGCAUUGGAAAAGAGUUUCUCCGUGAAUUUCUGGUGGCAAUGAAUGGUAAGACUCUAAAUUAUUAACAAUAUUUAUUUUGAUAUCCGCUAAACUACAUGAAAAUACUCUCAAUCACAUCCCAUUCACCAGUCAUUAGAAAAGUACACUUGCCACAUCUAAGAAAUAAAUUAUUUUGAUGCGGGUUAAAGAAGCCGGUAUAUUUUGUGAGUUGUAGAGAGUUAUUAUUGAAUAUCAUGUUUGAAAAUUUGAAAA
This is a messenger RNA of Dalotia coriaria, 1539 nucleotides long. It is a transcript of the gene JMJD5, whose product is annotated as Jumonji domain containing 5. The record is from RefSeq and is a predicted model, not a curated record. The transcript has 3 exons. Gene Ontology annotation, cellular component: nucleus. The coding region runs from base 58 to 1329 and encodes 423 amino acids. Gene Ontology annotation, molecular function: histone H3K36 demethylase activity. NCBI's taxonomy places the organism in Eukaryota, Metazoa, Arthropoda, Insecta, Coleoptera, Staphylinidae.